AUGACCUCCAGCAACAAGAUGAUGAACAAGAUCGUCUUCUACGAGGACAGGAACUUCCAGGGCCGCUCCUACGAGUGCAGUAGCGACUGCCCCGACAUGUCCUCCUACAUGAGCCGCUGCCACUCCUGCAGGGUGGAGCGCGGCUGCUUCGUGGUCUACGACUGCACCAACUUCAUGGGGAACCAGUACUUCAUGAGGAGGGGCGAGUACGCCGACUACAUGAGCAUGAUGGGCAUGAGCGACAGCAUCAGGUCCUGCCGCAUGAUCCCCAUGCACAGGGGCUCCUACAGGAUGAGGAUCUACGAGAGGGACAACUUCCAGGGUCAGAUGCACGAGCUGAUGGAGGACUGCGAGAACGUCAUGGACCGCCACAGCAUGGCCAACAUCAUGUCCUGCAACGUGAUGGAGGGCAACUGGCUGAUGUACGAGCAGCCCCACUACAGAGGAAGGAUGAUGUACAUGAGGCCCGGAGAGUACAGAAACUUCAUGGGCAGCAUGAGGUUCAUGAGCGUGAGGCGCAUCAUGGAUUCCUGCUACUAG
Molecule: messenger RNA, 540 nt
Organism: Anarrhichthys ocellatus (wolf-eel)
Lineage: Eukaryota; Metazoa; Chordata; Actinopteri; Perciformes; Anarhichadidae
Product: gamma-crystallin M2-like
Exons: 1
Coding region: 1-540 (179 amino acids)
Biological process (GO): visual perception; lens development in camera-type eye
Molecular function (GO): structural constituent of eye lens
Source: RefSeq, a predicted model, not a curated record